AUGGGCGGGACAGAGCGGCUGGGACAGGAAAAGAAGGGCGGCGAGCAAGCUGGACAGACGGCUGGAGUUGGUGGGAAGGAUGGUCAGGCAGAGGGUUCAUUUCUUCCAGACCAGUCUUUUGUGACUCUAGCCACAAAUGACUCCUAUGUGAAAGGAGCACUGGUACUUGGUUCAUCUUUGCAACAGUACAGAACAACAAGGAAGCUGACUGCACUCAUAACUCCUCAGGUCUCAGAUCUUAUGAGGACAGUUCUGGAAAAAGUCUUUGAUGAAGUCAUAUUGGUAAACGUCUUGGACAGUGGGGAUUCAGCACACUUGGCGUUAAUGAAAAGACCUGAGCUGGGUGUCACACUAACAAAGCUUCACUGCUGGGAACUGACGCAGUUUUCAAAAUGUGUUUUUAUGGAUGCAGACACAAUGGUUUUGUCAAAUAUUGAUGAGCUCUUUGAGAGAGAAGAGCUGUCUGCAGCACCAGAUCCAGGCUGGCCUGACUGUUUUAAUUCUGGAGUUUUUGUUUACCGACCUUCCAUUGAAACGUAUAAUCAGCUGUUACAGUUUGCCACAGAGAAAGGCAGCUUUGAUGGUGCGGAUCAGGGGUUAUUAAACACCUUCUUCAGCAGCUGGGCAACAACAGACAUGAGCAAACACCUACCAUUUAUUUAUAAUUUGAGCAGCACUUCUGUAUAUUCCUACCUUCCAGCAUUUAAAGCGUUUGGUGCAAAUACUAAAGUGGUGCAUUUCCUGGGAAGCACAAAGCCAUGGAACUAUACAUAUGACUCCAGAACAAAAAGCAUAAAAGGCAACAUGGACGACCCUAAAAUAGUUCACCCAGAAUUCCUCAACAUGUGGUGGGAUACCUAUAUAGCUAAUGUUUUACCAUUACUAGAACAGCAUGGAAUUGUUAAAGAAACUACUACAGGUGUAAACAUGGCAGAGGUUACAGAGGCAGUCUCCCACAUAUCAAUAUCAGCACCAUCACCAGUAUUACCAACUGUAUCUUCAGAAGAACGCAAGGAACGGUGGGAACAGGGCCAAGCUGACUAUAUGGGAGUGGAUUCCUUUGACAACAUCAAGAAGAAACUUGAUACCUACCUUCAGUAGAAAUGCCCGUCUCAAACAGUGGUGAUGCAAGGACUUGUUCCAGAACUAACAGCUAGAAAGGUGUAGAUGGUGGUCAGUUACACUUGCUAGUAGCUUGAUGAAAAACUUCUUGGCUGAAGGCCUCUGCAGUGCUACAGAUGAAGACUGAGCAAAAGCUAGGAAGCAGAACUCCUUGGGCCACCUAUUACUGCCCAAUUUCCAAUUCUCCCUACUAGAUAAAACCAGGUAUUUUCAGCUUAAAUUUUCUUCUGUUGUGAUCAAUUGGCUCAUCAUAUUCCUUGAAACUGGGUUUGUUACCUCACCUCAUUAAGGUGAUUAGCAUUGAUUCCUUUGCUUGCUGUUUUAGAUGUAAAAUCUAGUUCAUGGGAUUGCUCAUACACUAGAGUGGUAGCCAUUCUGCUUUACUAUAAAUGUAUUAAUGACACUGGGAUACAUACAGAUGUAACAGUAAUAGCACUGCUUUGCUCUUCCAGUCACAAUUGCACUGAAGUUUUGACCAGGUUCUUACGCACAGUGCCUACAGCAUGGCAGAAUGCAUUUUUCAGUUCUGUAUACUACGGGACUAGUCAACUGAGUUUUAUCUGUUACUUGCAAUGUUGCACUUGAUACAAAAAUAAAAAGUUGUCAUGCAUUUCUGGCUUCCCUAAACUCUUGAGCAAUUAAAAAAAAAAAAAGAGGGAGCUCUGAAGCAGUCUAUACCUGUUGAAUAUUUUGGUUAAUUACCUUAAGCUUUGCUAAUGCUACUCUAGCUACCAUUAGCAAAUGUCCAGGUUUUAGUUCUGUAGUUAUUUACAGAGUAUAUAGUCAUUUGCUGGGGAGCUAUGUAGGACCACUCCCCUUAAGUAUAGGACAGUGGAGGAAGUACCCUCUGAAGCUACUCACACAAGCAACCUGGAGUGUGGGAAGAGGGAAUCUGUCUUCUGAUGACUAAAGCAGCAUCAUCCCUAACAUAAGCCCUGUACACUGUGAACUUGUGUUUAAACACAACUGUGAUGCUAUUUUGGCCAAGAACAAAAGCAUACUGAAGACUGACAGAUUGGCAGUUAUCUGUACUGGUUUACAUCCAUCCUUUAGCCAGAAGUCUGAAUGGAAUACAAAGUAAUUUGGUUCUGUCUUUGAUGGCUAUACUCUGUACUAGUCCAGAAACACUAAGAAAGUAUCAUUUCAUUAUUUCCUAAUAAAGGAGGAUUUUGAUAGGAAGCUAGUGAGGGUGCUAAACUUUAAGCCUAGAGAUAAAACAAUCAAAAAGCAGAAGAUUUAAUCUGGCUAUAAGAGUUAGUUUGUUUUAACUUGGUUUUGCUACUUAAGUGCUCCAAGAUUCCUCGGUCAUCAUUUAGAAAAAAUGCUAGAGAUUAGGUCCAAGCUGAAGUAGCUUGUAGCUAUUUCAAAGUACAUAGCAUUUGAACUCCCAGCUGUAACUAGCCCUUUCCUGUGUGGGUUUUUCUUUUGCUGUGUUGAAGUUUUUUUUAACAGAUAAAUUUGAAUUUGUGUGAAAGCAGGAGGGAUUACUAUUUACAAUCUGUAGUGACAACAACAAGUACAAAUAUUGGAGUUCUACAUGCUUGCAGAAUACUCCAUAGAAAAUGAUAAAAUAUUCUUUUAAAGAUAACUGAACAGUUUUAGUUUUGCUCCCCUGGUCUGUAUUUGUACUAGAGAAUAGGCACAUUACUUCUUUUUAAGCUUAGUUGGAGAGGAAUUAAAGUGUAAAAGCAUGACACUAUACCAACCUGAAAAUCUGGUUUAGCGUUUAAGUUUUGUUAUGUUAAGACAAGAAGAGAAGGAGAUACGCUGAGUAACAUGAAAACAUGCAUGUUUUGGGUUAACAAAUACAGUCAGUAAAGAAAGAAAACCUAUAAAACAAUUCUGUCCUAGCCUCCAACUCAUACCGUGAUCAAGUGUUUACCCACAGCCUCAGGAAAGUGAAAAGGUAUGACAUCUAUAAUAAACUCUAUGCAGCUUAUUUUCAAUAAAAUGACCUUUAUGUCAUUAUCUGCCACUAUUUCCUUCAUAAUUACUGCAGGCAGCAUUUGCAGAAAAAUCCCUUUUUAUCCCUUGUAAUAGUACUACUUGAUACGUCAAGUGCUUUUCUGCUCUAAACUGUAGGUACUCAAAGCAGUAACUGAAUUAAAGCAGUGUACUCAAAACAUCGUUAUUCAAAAGAAUCACAGCCCUGCUUAGAUUGUGACUCAAGUAUUGGAACUCCAUUUGCCUUUGAAAAGUAUAUAAUCUAAGUUGUUCCUCAGAUGGUGACAACUCAGAGCAACUCUUAAAAGUUUAGAGGCUUAUCUUCAUUUAUAUCUUUAGUUCAUGUAGCAGGUAAAAAAACCUUUCGAAUGAGGGACUACUAACUCAGUCUUUGGAAUGAAAAACGUUAAGUUCCUAAUUACAAAAUCUCACUUAUAAGCAUGCUACAGAACAUACCAUUAGAACCCCAAGGAAGAGAAUACUAAUAGCCAAAGACUACUUACAGUUCAUGAAAAGCAGAAAGAAUCCCCAAACAACUGAACGCUGUGGGUUUUAACCACCCAAGUAACUAAACAGCUCCAUCAAAUCAGACAGGACCUCUCAGCUUUGACCUUUAACUGUUCUCUUGGAUACAUUAAUGGCUUUCUUGGGGGAGACCUUAACUAGCCCUACAGCUUAGUACUAACUCCAGUAAGUUUUUUAUUUGGCUUUGGAACAUGGAAACCAUGAUCUAGCAGAGGAAAAAUGAUACUAGUAAUUGUUUUCAUAAUCACAACUCAACCACUCUGCAAAACGCCAGCGUAUUUUAACACAAGUAAUGAAGUAGCCUGACUAGCCAUUGAAAUGGGUCUCUUCCUCAUGUAAUUUUAACUUGGAAAAUGGGAAGAAUGACACAAAGCCAAAUCUCUUGUUCGCAGUUGGGAAUUAUUUCCCCAUCUUAUCUCUAAACAUCAGAAUCUGAACCACAAAAACCCAAAGAAAGUCUAACUUACAUAAACUCUAUUAAAAAAAAAAAAAUUCAAUAAGGUGUAGUUGUGUUUUCUUUUAUCAACUUACCAGUGACAGCCAGUUACUGCAGUUCUGUCAUUCAUGUGUUUUUAAUUCUUUCUCUAACAGACUUAAACCACACUUUUCUCCAUAGCUAAGAUGCUGGCUCCCCAAAAACUGCAUUAGCUUAUUAAGGUUACAUAUUUGGAAUUCCUUUCUUACUCCUUCCAUUGGCUCACUGUUUCUCCAAAUUAUCAGACAUCUUCCCUUUAUUUCUCAGUCCUUUUCCAUUUCCUAUGUUUGCAAUUCAUCUCAUAAUCAGCUGGCUGGUAUUCUAAGACAUAAGAAAAGGUGAAAGGCAUUAGAAGCAAAUCAGAUUUCAUUUCUCUGCUGCCAAAUACACUUCCUGAAUCUAAACAUAGAAUCUAAACAGGACCUAAACAUAGCAAUCUCUGCCUCCAAGUCUGAGCUUUACAGGGAAGGCAGCAUAGUGUUAAGAAAGCACAUAACAGAAGGCCAGGAUUAAAUAGAAAGAGAUAAAAGGAACAGACAAGAAUAUUCAACUAAAGUUGAACUGAGACUCUUCAGUGCUAUUUAUUACUUUGCGGUACAUGAACAUGAGUAGUUUACCAAAUUCUUCCUCAUAAAUCAA
Molecule: messenger RNA, 4705 nt
Organism: Egretta garzetta (little egret)
Lineage: Eukaryota; Metazoa; Chordata; Aves; Pelecaniformes; Ardeidae
Gene: GYG1
Product: glycogenin 1
Exons: 7
Coding region: 1-1101 (366 amino acids)
Cellular component (GO): cytoplasm
Molecular function (GO): glycosyltransferase activity
Source: RefSeq, a predicted model, not a curated record